GCCCUCCCUCCGCCCCGAGAGGCUCGAAGCCCGGGUGUCAGGCGCCACGGCGCAUGCUCCGGACUCAUCCUCUGGCCCCGGAGCUGCUGCUGCUGCUGCUGCUGCUGCUUUUGCUUUUGGGGCUGAGUUUAAUAAGCGAGCUAGAGAGCGAGCACGGGGUGGGGUGGGGGCAAAGGCAGAGCAUGUCCGCCAUCUACCCUCAGCUCCCGGGCGCGCUCUCAUUCAUAGCAGCCUCUUCAUGAAUUACAGCUGAAGGGGGCGGGGGAGGGGGGGUACCACACAACACCCCGGCAAACCUCCGGGCCCCCAGGCAUGGCUAGCUCGUGUGCCGUGCAGGUGAAGCUGGAGCUGGGGCACCGCGCCCAGGUGAGGAAGAAACCCACAGUGGAGGGCUUCACCCACGACUGGAUGGUGUUCGUGCGCGGCCCGGAGCACAGUAACAUUCAGCACUUUGUGGAGAAAGUCGUCUUCCACUUGCACGAAAGCUUCCCUAGGCCAAAAAGAGUGUGCAAAGACCCACCUUACAAGGUAGAAGAGUCCGGGUACGCUGGCUUCAUAUUGCCAAUCGAAGUUUAUUUUAAAAACAAGGAAGAACCUAAGAAAGUCCGCUUUGAUUAUGACUUAUUCCUGCAUCUUGAAGGCCACCCACCAGUGAAUCACCUCCGCUGUGAGAAGCUGACUUUCAAUAACCCCACAGAGGACUUCAGAAGAAAGUUGCUGAAGGCAGGAGGGGACCCUAACAGGAGCAUUCAUACCAGCAGUAGCAGCAGCAGCAGCAGCAGUAGCAGCAGCAGCAGCAGCAGCAGCAGUAGCAGCAGCAGCAGCAGCAGUAGCAGCAGCAGCAGCAGCAGUAGCAGCAGCAGCAGCAGCAGCAGCAGCAGCAGUAGUACCAGUUUUUCAAAGCCUCACAAAUUAAUGAAGGAGCACAAGGAAAAACCUUCUAAGGACUCCAGAGAACAUAAAAGUGCCUUCAAAGAACCUUCCAGGGAUCACAACAAAUCUUCCAAAGACUCCUCCAAGAAACCCAAAGAAAACAAACCACUGAAAGAAGAAAAAAUAGUUCCUAAGAUGGCCUUCAAGGAACCUAAACCCAUGUCAAAAGAGCCAAAAGCAGACAGUAACUUACUCACCGUCACCAGUGGACAGCAGGAUAAGAAGGCUCCUAGUAAAAGGCCCCCUGUUUCAGAUUCUGAAGAACUCUCAGCCAAAAAAAGGAAAAAGAGUAGCUCGGAGGCUUUAUUUAAAAGUUUUUCUAGUGCGCCCCCACUGAUACUCACUUGUUCUGCUGACAAAAAACAGAUAAAAGAUAAAUCUCAUGUCAAGAUGGGAAAGGUCAAAAUUGAGAGUGAGACUUCAGAGAAGAAGAAGUCGACAUUGCCACCGUUUGAUGAUAUCGUGGAUCCCAAUGACUCAGACGUGGAGGAGAACAUGUCCUCGAAAUCUGACUCAGAGCAACCCAGCCCUGCCAGCUCCAGCUCCAGCUCCAGCUCCAGCUUCACACCAUCCCAGACCAGGCAACAAGGUCCUUUAAGGUCGAUCAUGAAAGAUCUGCAUUCUGAUGACAACGAGGAGGAGUCUGAUGAGGCAGAGGACAAUGACAAUGACUCUGAGAUGGAAAGGCCUGUAAAUAGAGGAGGAAGCCGAAGUCGCAGGGUCAGCUUGAGUGACGGCAGUGACAGUGAAAGCAGCUCUGCCUCUUCCCCUCUCCAUCAUGAACCCCCGCCGCCAUUAUUGAAAACUAACAACAACCAGAUUCUUGAAGUGAAAAGUCCAAUAAAACAAAGCAAAUCAGAUAAGCAAAUAAAGAAUGGUGAAUGUGACAAGGCAUACCUAGAUGAGUUGGUAGAACUCCACAGAAGGUUAAUGACACUGAGGGAAAGACACAUUCUGCAGCAGAUCGUGAACCUUAUAGAGGAAACUGGACACUUUCAUAUUACAAAUACAACAUUUGAUUUUGAUCUUUGCUCGCUGGACAAAACUACAGUCCGUAAAUUACAGAGUUACCUGGAAACAUCUGGAACAUCCUGAGGAUACAACAACUGGACGCAUCAAAAACUAUUUUUUUUUGGUUGUGAUUUUUUUCGUUGUUGUUGUUUAUAUGAAAACACUCAGAAUGAAACAACCAAAAGGGAAAAAAUAAAAAUGAAACAACCUUCAGCUUUAUUUUUCUUUAAAGCCAGUCAUCAUCUCUUGAUAAAGGAGAGGUUACCUAAACCAGCCUCAGCGGACACUCCUCUGCAAGGAAAUCUCCAGGAAGAAUUAGCCUGGAUAGCCUUGAAAACAAGCAGACACAACACAAGAAAACCUAAAGAAUGUGUAUGGUACCGUGGAUCUUUCUGUGGUGGUUCAUUCCACAGGAUGAAUGCAUAUUCAACACACUGCCUUAUUACAUAACUGAUCUAUUUAUUACCACAUACAGAUAAAAUUGUGAGGGAAUGACACCACCAGACAUCCUAAGUACUCAGUCCCGCGGAUGCUCUUUCAAUGCAGCGCCCUUGCCGUCCCAAGCCCAGUGACCUUAUUCGUAUACUGUGCCACUCUCCACCGACUCUUCCCACGUCCUCUAACUUGUUGCAGUCUCUGGUUUCCACCUUUGUUUUCCCAGUUCCAGGACAUAGUUAUCAACUGGGGGGACCAAAUAGCCACCUUGAUUUUCUUCCUUGUGGUCUUCUUUCCUAUAAAGGUUGAGGCCCAGUCCUUGGCUGUAUCCAUGUAAUGAUCUUGGACAUGGUAGAUGUACCAAAUAGGAUCAUUUGAAUUGCUGUCUAGCCUUAGUCAAUAAACCUGUAGGACUUUGAGCAAAAGCGUUCCCAUGAUGUCCACAGCCCAGCAGUGUUGAGCUGUCACCAACACUCGUGUCUCUAAUUUACUGUUGCAAUAGUAGGUGAAUAUGGAGAUAAAGGCAUUCCACAGACUCAGCAUUUUAAAAGGAAUUCUGGUCCUGUUUUCUAAAACAGCAGUGUAGACAUUGUUAAUUUGGAUCUAUUUAUUUGUGAGCAUUUCACUUGUCUUCAGCAGCCGGUGUGGUACCCAUUUCUUCUUAAAAACAAAACAAAAACAGGAAUCAGAAUUUUUUUUUUGUUUGUUUGUUCUCAUAAUUCUCUUAGACUCCUUUAUUUUUGAAAAAUUAAAACCUUUCUUUGGGGGAAAAUUCUUGGUUAUUCUGCCAUGACAGACUAUGUAUUCACUUGUAGAUUUGGUAUCUUUGUAUCUGUGUAGUCUCUUGCUGAUGUUUCCAGAAGGAUUUCCUGUAUAGGUGAAAGGUAAAGGUGGUUGGGAGGGGGGAAUUUGUCCUUCUUGUACCUUUGUUUUGAACUAGAAAUCUGUCCUGUGGCAUGCAAAAAGAAGGCAAAUUAUUUUCAAAAGAAAAAAGAAAAAAAAAAAAAAACCCAAAGUACUUUGGUGUCAUUAUUCUACACUCUCUGUAGUGGAGGAAUUCAAAGUUAGAACAGCCGACUUCCCGAGUUGUUACCAGAACUCAGCUGAAAAGGAAUGAAGAAGACUUCUGGAUCCAAAGCCUUAAGAGAGUCUACGUGUGCUAACAGCCUAGUGUCCCCCACAUCUGUUCCCACGACAGAUGCUGUCUUUUCAUUCAGAGAUUAACUAGUGUCUGUACAGAAAAUGGUCUUCCCAGACCCGUUCUUUCAGGCGGUGAUGUAAAUGCAGAUUAAUAAUGGAGCGGUUUCUGCAUUUUAAAAAGGAGAUUUUUUUACACUGUUUUCUUUCUAUCCAAAGAAACUAUUUUUUUCUUUAAAAAAAAAAAAUGAUAAUACAGCCAUGGUCUUUGUAAAUUGCUUUCCUGCAGUGUCCUCCUCGAGGACAAGUGUACACAUUUUCAAAACUGUCCCGAUUCCUCAUGAUGAUGGGCAUGAGCCGUACUUGAAGCAUUUGGUGUGUAGUCUCCUUCUUGGUGUACAGUUGCAUAGAUCCGUAUCAUGUCAUUUUGGACAGUAGGUGGUUGGUGAACUGUGUGGUUUUAGUUGUGUUCCAUUUCUAACUUUACAGGUGAAAAGAAGAGAUAAUGUUUCAACAUUCAGAAAUCUUUUUAAAUUUUUAUCUGCAAUUUUACAUAUUCCCAUUAAACUAGGAAAGUAAGUGGUUUAACUAAUGUAUCUGUAUAAUUGAACUAGAAACAUGCAGUUUGGGCCAUUUUUAUUUUUAUAACCAAAUUGAGUGGUGAAAUAUAUGCUUUGGCUUCUUCUAUUCCUAAAGGUACAAAAACCAAGAAACUAAGAUAAGAAAUUACCUCUCCUCUCCAUGCCCAAAGAAAUAAAAUUUAAAAGAGGGGUAAGAAGAAAGGCAGCUAUUGUAAUGAUAACAUUAGAGCUAGAAAAUUAGCUAAUGCAGAUGUGUUCAGUAUAUCAUGAAAUGUAAGAUUGUACAUGGGUAACAGAAUUCAGAACAGCUAACCUCUUACCUGGACAGCAAAAUGAGUUUCCUGUAAACUCCUGGCAGGUUAAGAGUCAUGCUAUAGAGUCCUCCUGCUCUUAGCACAUGAUUUAAAAAUACAGAAGUCAUGAAUUCCCUUCAGCUCCACUCAAAGACAUGCCACACCUCUCCAGAAGCAGACCCUCUCCUGCCACGCCCAUGGAUAUUCACUUUUGGACCCUGUUAAGAAGUUUUUGACACAUGUGUACCCUAACAGUGGCUUUGGUUUUUUAAGCACAAAGGGGGAAUGGCAGGGUUUAACUUCUUUAGUGUGUAUAUAUAUAUAUAUAUAAAUAUAUAUAAAUAGGUGUUUCAAAUAAAAUUAAUUGGUUGAAUGUGAAUAAGUUUUGAACCAGCAAGAGUAUGAUAAACUAUCAUUAAAUUUUUUUCUUCUAAAAUCUAUAUGUACAGAACACACACACACACAUUUUUGAUUUUGUGUGAGUGUGUGGCGGGCUCCUUCUGUUGUAGGAUACACUGAUUGUGCUAGCAGAAAUGUAUGCAGUUACUUCAUAUUGUCAUUGUGCUCUGCCCCCUCUCUUAGGUAACAUAGAUACAUCUGUGUCAAGAUUAGGGAAAACAUAAAAAAAAUCAGGAGAAUGAGUUUCAGAUAAAAAAAAAAAUCUUAAAAAUUGCAAUGAAAUCUCUAGUCUGAAUAAUUACCUGUUUUGAGGAAAGGACCAAUAAAUUGGGGGGGGGGGGGCUAUUUUUUCUUUAUCAAAACCAAUUUUUGUUAAUACCUCUUAUAGUCCAACCUAAUCCUAAAAACAACAGUUAUUAGGCCUGCAUAACAUCCCAUUUGCCAUAUCAAGCCCUACAAAUGUAGUUGACACACUUGUUUAAGAGCGAUUUAACUCUCUAUGUAAUGAGUUGGUUGUUCAGUAUUGAAAUGGUUAAUGUCUGUGUUUGGUGGCUUGUGUUCAUCCUUCUCACUGUGGAAGUGGUCAGCUCUAGAGUAAUUUGCUGUAUGCUUGUUACUUUCCACCUUUACCGUUUUGUGUACCAAUGCUAUGUAUUCCUAUAUUUAUAUAUAUACAUAUAUUAUCAGAAUAAUCUUGCUUUGGACUGUUGUUCUCAAACUAUGACUAUGAUGUAGAGGUGACUACGACUGCCGAGAAUGUGGAGGAAUCAAUUCCCACGGCGUAGGUUAAUCUUGGGCUGGAAGUCUGCAUCUUUCAACCUCCUCUGUUUUAUAUGAUGCUUUUUAUUAUGUAGGCACUGCCAUCCUGAAUAUUCCUUGUAAAGAUGCAGUCAAUUUCAAAGGAAGACAAAGCCACUGCUGUCUGUACACUGUAAAUAUGUAUUUUGGCACUUGUACUCCAGUAUUCUGAAAGCAGAGCUCUGAUGGAAAUACUGACAGAUCUUUGAUGGUGGCCAAUGCUACCCUGCAGUGCAAAAAUAAAUUAAGUAAAAAUGUAUUCUGAGAUUAGCAGUGCAAGGCCGACAUGUUUUACAAAUCUGUCAGUAUCUUUCUAAUGGAGUGUGUAUGUGUAGUUAUGUUGAAAGAUACACUGUGUAUGUGUGUACAUGCUUUUAUGUGAACUACAAGGCACACAGAAGAUGUAUUUCCCAUCUCUAAAUCCCAUGUUGAAAUGUUAAGUGCAGAUGGACAGAAAUAGGUGUUUUACUUAAAUUCAUACCCAAUCUGUUGUGACUCCUUUUUUUUUAACUUUACAAUGUGUAGUCUUACAGAUUUGUUUGCUCAGUGUAGCAUCACUUAAGGGACAACAAGCCCCUUAGCCUUUCCUCAUAAAAAGAUGCCGUGUCUAAAGAAUGGAGAGAUUGAAGGCUCCCAGAGAAUGGACCAUGUCCUCCAAACCACCUGAGUGCAGAGGCCAUUAUUUGCCUUUGGGUACCCAGUUCGUAAGCCUGUUUCUGUGUCUAAAAACCAGUUCAUAGUUGAAGCUCUGUAAUGACUAGUCAAGAAACAGCAGGCACAGUCUUAGAAUAAACUGAAUUAUUUAUGCAUAGUC
Molecule: messenger RNA, 6401 nt
Organism: Arvicanthis niloticus (Nile rat)
Lineage: Eukaryota; Metazoa; Chordata; Mammalia; Rodentia; Muridae
Gene: Mllt3
Product: MLLT3 super elongation complex subunit
Biological process (GO): positive regulation of DNA-templated transcription
Cellular component (GO): transcription elongation factor complex
Molecular function (GO): chromatin binding
Source: RefSeq, a predicted model, not a curated record